AUGAGCGACCCUACCGUUGACAACGGCCCGUUAGCCGAAGUCAUAAGUUCCUUGAAAUCCAUUCAGCAGACUCAGUCUGACCUUGUGGCUGCUGUCGAUCUGCUGAACCAGCGAUACCAACAGCUGCCUGUUGAUCCUGAUGCCGCCACACUUGGUCCGGAGCCAUCCCUCGGCGAGGUCCCUGAAAGAUCUCGAACCCCCGAGCCUUCCGAUGUCGUCGGUGAUUCUGCCAAGAGCUCUGCGUCCGAUUUGACCUUGCAGGCCCCAGCUGUGCCCUCGUCACCUAGCCAGCGAUCCGGCCUCACUUCCCGCAUCAUCCUAACGACUUAUCCAAAGCAGAUCGGCAUCAACCCUCUCCCCAUGAACUGGGGCGAAUCGGACCCUCAUCGUCGUGGCCCAGUUGUUGUUUCUCGUUCAUCGACCACUAUUGGGAGACGUAACGGUCCCGGUGGCUCUUACUCCAUCUACUAUGCCCUGGCUGUUGCCAGCAAACAACUUAAUCUAGAGCAUAGACCCGACUUCACCAACACGGAGCCGGCUGCUAAGAUUGGCCCCUUCCCUCAAUGGGGAGAUCCCAAGAAGAUUGUCGCUAUGGACCCCUGGGGCCAUCUGUCUCCCUGGCUCUUCAAGGACACUAUCGAGAAGCACAACGUCGACAUUCGCCCUACCAUCGCCAUCACUAAGGCACACAUGAAGCUUCCCGAGCUGGAGGAGAGCGUCAAGAGCGGAAGACUUGUUCCUGACGGCAAAGUCUGCUUGAAUGAGCUUGGAGAGCUAGCCGUAACCAAGUUCGCCGUCGAGCCGGUUUGGUAUCUCCCUGGCGUAGCUGAAAGAUUCGGCAUCGACGAGGGGGCCUUGCGAAGGUCACUUUUCGAACACACUGGUGGCAGCUACCCCGAGUUGAUCACCCGCAACGAUAUUAAGGUGUUUCUGCCCCCCAUAGGUGGUCUGACAGUAUACUGUUUCGGCGACCCGGCCAAGAUGUCCGACGAGUCAGUACGACUGGCGUUGCGUAUCCACGAUGAGUGCAAUGGUAGCGACGUGUUUGGAUCCGAUAUCUGCACAUGCCGCCCUUAUCUCAUAUUCGGUAUCGAAGAGGCAGUCAAGGAGGCGCAGAAUGGCGGCAGUGGUGUCGUUAUUUACUUCCGAAAAGAGGGUAGAGCCCUCGGUGAAGUUACCAAGUAUCUCGUGUACAACGCUCGCAAGCGGGGCGAAGACCGAGCAUCGGACUACUUCAAGAGAACAGAGAACAUUGCUGGAGUGAAGGACAUGCGUUUCCAGGCUCUCAUGCCUGAUAUCCUGCACUGGCUCGGAAUCCGCAAGAUUGACAGAAUGCUGAGCAUGAGCAACAUGAAACAUGAUGCCAUUGUAGGCCAAGGAAUUCCCAUCCAUGAGCGUGUUGAGCUCCCCGAUGAGUGGAUUCCCGCAGAUUCUCGCGUUGAGAUUGAUGCAAAGAUUACUGCAGGUUACUUCACCGCCGGAAAGCGCAUGACAGAAGAAGAGUUAAGAGCUGUACAGGGCAGAAUGUGGGAAGAGUAA
This is a messenger RNA of Colletotrichum acutatum, 1539 nucleotides long. RefSeq names its product GTP cyclohydrolase II. Gene Ontology annotation, molecular function: GTP cyclohydrolase II activity. The coding region runs from base 1 to 1539 and encodes 512 amino acids. The transcript is spliced from 17 exons. The record is from RefSeq and is a predicted model, not a curated record. NCBI's taxonomy places the organism in Eukaryota, Fungi, Ascomycota, Sordariomycetes, Glomerellales, Glomerellaceae. Gene Ontology annotation, biological process: riboflavin biosynthetic process.